Messenger RNA from Eimeria mitis, 1029 nucleotides. RefSeq lists its product as uncharacterized. Bases 1 to 1029 code for a protein of 342 amino acids. The transcript is spliced from 6 exons. The record is from RefSeq and is a predicted model, not a curated record. NCBI's taxonomy places the organism in Eukaryota, Apicomplexa, Conoidasida, Eucoccidiorida, Eimeriidae.
AUGAGAAAGCUCAGGGGGGAUUCAGCAAUUCAGUCUUCUUUGGGGUCAGAUGGCAACGACAGACAUCAGACACCGUCGCCUGCAGGCUACCUGCUGGAUUCAGAUGAACGCGCAACCCAGCUGGCCGCCCUCGCCACAGUUGCACUCUUCGACGUCCCCGGGAUUGACACCCGUAGAAGGAGGGUUUCAGCAGCAAAUAGACAGCAGAAAGAUCCCCCUCCUGUACGUGCUGGUAUUCGCGCGACCCUUGAGAAAAUACUUGAAAAAGAAGAGCCCCAGUGGGCCCCUGACGACUGCCCCAUAAUCCGCCGUUUGUCGCUUUACAACCAGUGCCUUCUAAACAAAAGCUUGUUUGCCAAAGCGCGGGGAGCGCAGCCUCUUCGGUCGCCACGGGCAUCAUCAGCAACGGCAGCAAACAGAAUAGAAGCAGGAACACCACAAACGAAAACAGAAGGAGUGGAAGUGCCAUUUUCUGAGGAGUGUUUGAAUGUUGAGCUGUGGAGGCUAGCUGAAUGGCUGGCCAGAACCCGACGGUGUUUGUCUGCCCGCCUGUUCUUAGAUAAGGCUGAGGCCUCAGGUUUGGAACUGGCGAUGACGUCCCACGUGGAAUGGCUGGAGGACUCAGCGCAGUGUAAUUACAUGCAAAUAAAUAUCUCUGGGCAACCGGAGAAGACAGCAGGGGCAGACGCAGUAGCGGCGACUCUGCAAGCCAAGCCGCAGACAUUGCAAGAUAAAGGAGGCAAAAAGCGAGGCGUCCAUCCUUUCAAUGUUUGGUUUGAGCCGCGAGCUCCAAGGCCUGAUGAUCGGCGAGUGCAGCAAACGAUUGGCCGCUUCGACGUGGCGGUGAAGGCGCACGAAUUCUAUCCUGUGAAGUUCCCCCACACAAAGGCUCGUCGCGGAGGAAAGCCACGGAUGAUGCGCGGGCGGUCAGGCCGCUGGUUCUGGUUGGGGCCUUACUGGAAGCCUCCUUGGGCACCGAAGCGGAAAUCCUUCACCGAGGACUGGCAUCUAACGAAUGCUACCGCAUAA